GUGGCACAAAACCACACCUCAGUGACUGAGUUCAUACUGGUGGGCCUCUCGAGGGACCCUGAGACAGAGCUGGUACUCUUUGUUAUCUUCCUGGUGCUCUAUGUGCUGACUUUGGCUGGCAAUUUCCUCAUCGUGGUGACUAUUGUGCAUGACCAUGCCCUCCACACACCCAUGUACUUCUUCCUGAGCAACCUCUCUUUCAUUGACAUCUGUCACUCCACAGUUACUGUGCCCAAGAUGCUGGCUGACUUCCUGUCCACUGAAAAGACCAUCUCGUUUGGAGGCUGUGUGGCCCAGAUGUUCUUCCUUCACCUUUUUGCCUGCACCGAGAUCUUCCUUCUCACCGUCAUGGCCUACGACCGCUACGUGGCCAUCUGCAAUCCUAUGCAUUACCUCACAGUCAUGAACCACAAAGUCUGUGGGUUGUUGGCAGGAACUAUCUGGCUAGGUGGCACGGUACACUCCCUCGCCUUGAUAGGCAUGACCCUCAAACUACCCUUCUGUGGCCCCCAGGAGGUAGAUAACUUCUUCUGCGAUGUUCCUCCAGUCAUCAGGCUAGCAUGUACCGACACUUACAUCAUCGAGGUCCUUAUUGUUUCCAACUCAGGGCUGAUCUCUGUGGUCUGCUUUGUGGUCUUGGUGGUCUCUUACGGUGUCAUAUUGGUCUCCCUUCGCAACCGUUUUGCUGAAGGCCGGCGCAAGGCACUCUCCACAUGUGCAGCGCACCUCACAGUGGUGACUCUCUUCCUGGGGCACUGCAUUUUCAUUUACUCCCGCCCCUCCACCAGCUUCAAGGAAGAUAAGGUCGUAUCAGUCUUUUUCACAGCCGUGACCCCAUUGCUCAACCCCAUUAUCUACACACUGAGGAACGAGGAUAUGAAGCGGGCACUCAAUAAGCUGGUUGGUCAGAAGGUGAAUGUGGAGAAGAACUCUACAACUUGCAAUCCUUAUAGCGUCAAACUUCCCUUCUUCAUCCCAACUUCAGCGCGGGCCAGCAUGAUACCUGGAAAUGACACCACCGUGAAAGAGUUCAUCCUUUCAGGACUUACCACGAACCACAACGUUGAACUGGCGCUCUUUGCUUUCUUCAUCGUCAUCUACACAUCGAUCCUCAUAGGCAACAUUCUUAUUGUCGCCACUAUCGUCUACGACCAUCAUCUCCACUCCCCGAUGUACUUUUUCCUCAGCAACCUCUCCUUCAUUGAUGUUUGCCAUUCCUCAGUCGUCAUGCCCAAGAUGCUCGCCGACUUCCUAACAGAGACCAAGACCAUCUCUUUCGGAGAAUGUAUAGCCCAGAUGUUCUUCCUGCACCUCUUUGCCUGCACCGAGAUCUUCCUCCUCACCAUCAUGGCGUAUGACCGCUAUGCCGCCAUAUGCAAUCCUCUCCAUUACGCAACCAUCAUGAGCCGCCGGGUCUGCCUCCAGUUGGCGGUGGCCAUGUGGUUGGGUGGGUUGCUCCAUUCCAUCGCUCUGACCGCUUUGACGCUCAACCUGCCUUACUGUGGCCCCAACGACAUCGACAACUUCUUCUGCGACGUGCCCUUGGUCAUCAAACUGGCCUGUGCCGACACUUAUGUCUUUGAAGUCCUCAUAGUCUCCAAUUCAGGGCUUAUCUCAGUUGUCUGCUUUGUAGUUCUGGUGAUCUCCUAUGUGGUCAUCCUCAUCUCCUUGAGGAACCGCUUCUCUGAGGGACGGCGGAAGGCUCUGUCCACUUGUGCUGCUCACCUGACAGUGGUGACCUUCUUCCUGGGGCAUUGCAUCUUCAUCUACCUCAGGCCAGCCAAGAGCCUGGCAGCAGACAAGGUGGUUUCUAUUUUCUUCACGGCUGUCACUCCCCUACUCAACCCUGUCAUUUACACGCUCCGUAAUGAGGACAUGAUCAGUGCUCUGAACAAACUACGAGGGCGACAGGUCACUUCAGGAGAAAAGGGGCAGUAA
Messenger RNA from Eublepharis macularius, 1938 nucleotides. RefSeq names its product olfactory receptor 4E1-like. Gene Ontology annotation, molecular function: G protein-coupled receptor activity; olfactory receptor activity. Lineage: Eukaryota; Metazoa; Chordata; Lepidosauria; Squamata; Eublepharidae. Bases 172 to 1938 code for a protein of 588 amino acids. The transcript is spliced from 3 exons. Gene Ontology annotation, cellular component: membrane. The record is from RefSeq and is a predicted model, not a curated record. Gene Ontology annotation, biological process: G protein-coupled receptor signaling pathway.